CGGCGGCAUCGCGGCGGUCGCGGGGGAGGGGCACGGCGUCAGCGCGUCGCCGGCUGGGCUGCGCCGGUGGCCAGGAGGGAGAGACGAGGAGGAGGAGGAGGAGGAGUCAUCUCUGCAUUAGCCAGAUUGGACAUAUGUAAAGGGGCAUCAGUAUAUCUGGAUCAUCAGGUUGUACUUCAAGAAGACCAUAGGGAAGAACACAUUUUCAGCCUGCUGCAAAAGUUGCAAUAGAAGAUCUGAAGGUUUGAAUGGGCCAAUGAGUAUUCUUAUCAUUGAAGCAUUCUAUGGAGGGUCCCAUAAACAACUGGUGGAUCUUCUCCAAGAAGAGUUAGGAGACUGUGUCCUUUAUACCCUUCCUGCAAAGAAAUGGCAUUGGAGAGCUCGGACAUCUGCUUUAUACUUCUCUCAGAACAUUCCCAUCAGUGAGCAUUACAGGAUCCUCUUUGCAAGCUCAGUGCUUAACCUGACUGAACUGGCUGCCCUUCGGCCUGACCUUGGGAAACUGAAAAAGAUUCUGUACUUUCACGAGAACCAGUUGGUAUAUCCUGUCAAGAAAUGUCAGGAGAGGGAUUUCCAAUAUGGAUACAACCAAAUUCUUUCAUGCCUGGUGGCUGAUGUGGUUGUAUUCAACUCAGUGUUUAAUAUGGAAUCAUUUCUCACUUCCAUCGGAAGAUUUAUGAAGCUGAUUCCUGAUCAUAGACCUAAGGAUCUGGAAAGCAUCAUCAGACCCAAGUGCCAAGUUAUUUAUUUUCCCAUCAGGUUUCCUGAUGUGAGCAGAUUCAUGCCCAAGCACAAAACAACCCAUUUAAAGAAGAUGCUCAGCCUUACAGGAAAUGGCGGUGCAGUUCUGUCCACGGCCCUUCCUUUUCAGCCAGAGCAGAGAGAUUCAGAAGAUUUAUUGAAGAAUUUUAAUUCAGAGUGUGAUACACACUCUGGCCUUGCUACUGCACAAGAAUGUUUGGGUAACUCAGGAAGACAGGAAUCAGACUUGAAAAAGUCCAACUCGUCAGAUAAUUCAGGCUGUCAUCAUGGAGAGAAUAAACAAGAUCUGACUGUUAAUCCCGACAUUUUGGGUGAAGUUGAUAAUCAGCAAAGACUGCUGCACAUUGUCUGGCCUCACAGGUGGGAGCAUGAUAAAGAUCCAGAAAGCUUUUUUAAGGUAUUAAUGCAUCUUAAGGACUUAGGACUCAAUUUCCAUGUCUCAAUCCUUGGAGAAACCUUCACAGAUGUCCCAGAUAUUUUUUCAGAGGCCAAAAAGGCAUUGGGAUCUUCUGUCUUACACUGGGGCUACUUACCCAGCAAAGAUGACUAUUUCCAAGUACUAUGCAUGGCUGAUGUUGUCAUCUCAACAGCUAAGCAUGAAUUCUUUGGAGUGGCAAUGUUGGAAGCUGUGUACUGUGGGUGUUACCCACUUUGUCCUAAAGAUUUGGUUUAUCCCGAAAUAUUUCCAGCUGAAUAUCUGUAUUCAACACCUGAACAGCUUUCAAAAAGGCUCCAGAAUUUCUGCAAGAGACCAGCUAUUAUAAGAAAACAUCUCUAUAAGGGUGAAAUCACUCCAUUUUCUUGGGCAGCCCUACAUGGUAAAUUCAGGUCUCUGCUUACAACAGAACCUAGGGAAGAUUUGUGACAGAUGGGGCUAAGUCACAAACUUGCAGCCUAAGGCAGAAUCUGAAGAACUUUCCAGAGUGUGCCCAUAUUUACCUGAUCAGAGAGAAAAGAAAAUCUGCAGAGGAAGCUGAGCCUGGCUGCUUGUCAUAGCUGACACAGAGCCAUCUGCCACAAACCUGUGGCGGCUUCAGAUCUCCAAUCCCUGCCACCACCCCAACUCAAAUUAAAUACAGAUUCCUAGAGACGUUAUGAUGGUUACACAUGUCCUCGGCAUCACAUGUAGGAGACUGUUCAAAAAAAUAUGUGGCCUGUUGUAUAACCGCACUCAUGUAUCCCAUAUGUGGUGCCACAUUGAAUUUCCGGUUGAAUCCGUUUUUAUCCUUUGUACUGGAUGACAUGGUGCCUGAAUUCUUUCUUUUCGCCGACACGAUGGCAGCCAAACUGCAGCUUCAAACGCUCACACUUGGCUGGGUUUCUACCUAGGUUGCCAGGUUAUCGUCGGAGCCUUCUUGUGUCCUCAAAGGGCCACGAGGCCUGUAAGGAGGAUCAGAAUGCUUCGGAACUAAUUGGGCAGGCAUCGCAGAAUUGUUUGUGGGCAAAGGGCUGCUUUAGCACUUUUCUUUUAGCAAAUUAAUGACUCUCAGGCAUAGGUUUUUAAGUGAAGGUAUUAAUAAGAGGUCUGGCAGGUAUUCCCAUGAUUCACAUAGUUACAUUUGCAUUUCAUUAAUCUUAAAGAAAGUUGCAAGAUAAACAGCUGUAAUUCGGACAAGCAUGACAAACACAGUGAGGCCAUCUAGCCCAUAAAAUGAGCACUGACAUAGUUGUUUUAAUUUUUUUCCCCAGGUAAAAAUAGAGAAAUCAAAAUACUUCUAACAAAACCAGUAAUUUUGAUAGAAAUAUUUCUCAAAAAUACUUGCAUCCACCUACAAAUAUAACCUUUUCAAGAUAAACGCUUGUGAUUCCAAUAGUCAAACUGCUGUGUUUGUUGAUGUAAAGAUGUUUUGAAUGGCUAGAUGGUAAAAUAAGUUUUUAAUAAAGUACCCACUGCCAUUUUUAAUUAGCAUAUUCAUUUACGUAUAGAUGUAUACAUCUACCUAUAUGUUUCUCACUGAAUGUUUUCCUUGUGACAGAGACAACGAAUACAAUUGUUUCUUUUCCGGAUGAACAAGGAUCUGUUUUGCAAAUGUUUGUAAGAUAUUAUGACAUUUCCAAGAUUUUCUUUGCAUUCUGGAAAGCAGGAGGUAAACAUUUGUAGUCAUUAAGGUAAAGUCUGUUGAUAAACCAUCUUCUGUUUACUGACAGGUAAAUUUUAACUUUCCUAGCUUUUGAAAUGAAUAACUUCUAUAUACCACAGAGUGAGGCACAGCCAGGGAAAGGUGGCUAGACAAGGGGCAAGCCAGGCUCUCUGGCUUCUGGAAGGAUUGAGUAGGCUAUCAGGCAUCUUAGAUAGAGAAGGCAGUGAUUCAGAAGUCCAGUAAGGCCCAUUUGACAGGUAGCAAAAUUGAAAGCAGGAAAUAGAUAAGGUUAGGGAGUCAGACAAAGGCGUUGGGAGAGAGGCGGUAUGGCAUACCAAAGAAAUCAGGAGUUCAGAGUCCAUGAGGCCUGGGAAUUUAAAAGCAGGAAGAGUAAGAAGCAGAAACAGCAAGCUCCAUCUGAAUAGACUCCUCCCUCCAACCUUUAUGAGACCAACAGUGUGUGAUGGGCCAUCACAGCACUGGCUUCUAGACUCUUACAGGGAAGCCAGUGAACAAAAUUACCUCCUCACCCAGAAAACAAAGAGCUAAGGACUAUUUUGGAAGUUCCUUCCCGUCUAAGACUGUGGAACUCAGAAUCUAGCAGGCGUGCUCCAUUGGAGAGCAAAGCUAAAGAUAUAAAUAUGAAUAAGAAAUUCUUUGCCACUUCUCCUGGGCAGGGUUAUACUUUAUGCUAUCUACUGGGAUAAACCAGAUGUGUCAGUUUGCUUCUGUCAGGUGCUAUGUCACAGACAACAUCUUCUCAAAAUAAUACUAUCUCACAACCAGGAAAUAGUGCUUUAUUGACUUUGUUUUUCUAUUCUGAAAAUAAUGGGCCUACAUUUUAUAGUGGCUAGGAUAUUCUACACACAACUAGUACCCAUAUAUCUUUUCUCACUAAUUGAUAGGAAAAAAAAAAAGGCACUAAACAUUUAUGCAUUUUCCUGAUUUAGGCAAAUAUAAUUGGAAGUUACCUGUAUGUGGGCAUUUUUUCUACAAUCAUAAAUGCAAAUCAAAUUUUGCCUUUAGCUGGGGCCAACAUUCCUCCCAGAACAAAAACUUACAUUAAAGGUGUCACUUAUUUGCAUGAU
This is a messenger RNA of Cebus imitator (Panamanian white-faced capuchin), 3931 nucleotides long. RefSeq names its product glycosyltransferase like domain containing 1 (gene QTMAN). The transcript has 12 exons. The coding region runs from base 257 to 1627 and encodes 456 amino acids. The record is from RefSeq and is a predicted model, not a curated record. NCBI's taxonomy places the organism in Eukaryota, Metazoa, Chordata, Mammalia, Primates, Cebidae. Gene Ontology annotation, molecular function: glycosyltransferase activity.